Messenger RNA from Cynara cardunculus var. scolymus (artichoke), 858 nucleotides. Its product is annotated as thioredoxin-like protein 4B. The transcript has 5 exons. Gene Ontology annotation, cellular component: U5 snRNP; U4/U6 x U5 tri-snRNP complex; spliceosomal complex. Gene Ontology annotation, biological process: mRNA splicing, via spliceosome. The record is from RefSeq and is a predicted model, not a curated record. Bases 66 to 521 code for a protein of 151 amino acids. Lineage: Eukaryota; Viridiplantae; Streptophyta; Magnoliopsida; Asterales; Asteraceae.
ACCCCCUUUCGAAGUAACCAACUUUUACGCCUAAGGUUUAGACGCAGAGAGGCGUGGGGGGAAAGAUGAGCUACCUACUGAGAACCUUGAAGAAGAAGGAGGAGGUCGAUUCCAUUAUCAGAGACACCAUCGAUAAGCUUCUCGUUCUUCGAUUCGGCAGAUCUUCCGAUUCCGUUUGUCUUCAACUCGAUGAUAUCCUUUCGAAAUCAGAACGAGAGGUAUCGAAGUUCGCAAUCAUAGCAUUAGUGGAUGUUGAUUCGGAGGAAAUUCAAGUUUAUACCAAGUAUUUUGACAUCACAUUCAUCCCUUCAACGAUUUUCUUCUUUAAUGCUCAUCAUAUGAAGAUGGAUUCUGGGAGCGCAGAUCACACGAAAUGGGUAGGUGCAUUUCACAGAAAACAGGAUUUCAUUGAUGUUGUAGAGGAAAUAUUUAGAGGGGCCAUGAAAGGCAAGUUGAUAGUGAAUUGCCCACUUCCUCCAGAGAGAAUACCAAAGUUCCAGUUAUUAUAUAAGGAUAUGUGAAGAAGUGCAAGUUCGGAUGAUCUUGCACCCUAUCAUCGUCAAGGGCGGAUUUAAGAAGACCGGCUCUAUCGUGCUGACACGGUGGAAUCUUUUAGGCCUCUUAAAGAUGCACCCGCUUUAAAUUGAUAUGUGCUCUCUUAAGUUAAGGAAAAGUGGUUGCAGUCUAUUGGUAGUGUCAUUGCAUGUGGCAUCAGAGGUUGCAAGAUUAGUUUUUUUGGUAACAACUGAAAAUAAGGAAAGAAAACAACUUGUUUGUCAUUUCUAAUGGAACUGUAUUUUUUAUAAUUAACGGUUGUUUUAUUUUAUACGAAGAGCUUAUUCAUUUGAGAACCCCAAA